Messenger RNA from Amoebophrya sp. A25, 4486 nucleotides. Lineage: Eukaryota; Dinophyceae; Syndiniales; Amoebophryaceae. The record is from the annotation of a GenBank genome assembly.
AUCAUCAUCUACUACACUUUUUCGAGAUCUGCAAACGACGCGCUUCCCCUGAAGCAUGAGGUAACCAAUAUGUUGUACAUUCACGAUCUUGUAGGUCUGAGGUGGCUAUUUCUUCUAGAAGAAUAGAUGGUGUGGUCGAAAAGGCCGCGACAGAGCGGCCGGCGGACCUCUGGCGCAUAAUCAUACGCGGCAAGUGCAACCUCAGCAUCACCGCCUUUUAUCAGAAAGCGAACGCUUCUGAGAGGAUUCUCGCUUCGACGCGCUGAGUAGGACUAGGAGGCAGUAUUAUUUUAGGAGCCAGUCUUGUUGGAGCACAAGUUCCUCGUGCAGUGCAGGUAGUACUAGCAGUGUACCACGACGCCGAUGAAAGCGCAGUCGUGAACAGAAGAAGAGUAAAGUAGAGCACAGUACAUCAAGCAGUGUUCUACUCAAGGACAGCGUAGUAAGCAGUAUACCCCACGAGCACGACAAAGCAAGUUGAUGCAGAACAGAGGAGGAAGCAAGAACCACUGCAGAUGACAAGAAACUAGUGCGCAGAACAGGAGACGACUGUUUCUGAACAAAGAAUCGCAGAUCUUAGCAGUUUGCUCUGCCAACAACUCCUAUAGGAAAAACGGAUCAGAGGACUCAGUCCCUUCCAAAACAGCACGUCCUGUGCAUAGUUUAGUACUUGUGAUUCUGGUAGAAUCAUCCUCUUGGGAGAAGGAUGCCGAAGCCAGACAGAAACGUCAUUCGAGAACCACACACUUGUGUGUUAAAGACGCUGUUCUCAACAGGGAAUAGUCUCCCUAAUGCGGAGAAAAGGCACUGGCAAUGGGCCACGCCACAGAUAGAAGGUACGUACUAACUAUGUAUCUUUUUGGGUAUGUUUUUAGUAGCGUGUCUCUUUCUCUCUCGUCAAUGCUUCUCAGUAAAGAGCUAGGAAUAGGAUUUCGAGGUGGUUGCUGGAGUGUAGGAUGUUCUUGACAGGUUUGCAAUUACAACUACUGAACACCUCACGCGACGACGUCCAGGUUCAAAUCCAUGUGCGAGAGGGGGGCACACAGCUACGCUGGUGCAGGCAGGAGGUGGCCCUAAGCUCGUCAUAUUCGCAGGCCAGUAUAACGAUGAGGGCGUGUUUACGUGCCUUAACGACGUCUAUGUGCUAGACGUGGACCAAAACAUGUGGACUCAGCCUUUGAUGAAAGGUAAGAAGUACUACGCUAUGGGAGUUCUUGGAACCUUUGAUGAAAGGUAGUGGUUCUUGGAACCUUUGAUGAAAGGUAAGAAGUAGUACUACGCUAUGGCAUCUUUGUGUGGUAGUUGGUUUGGUUGGAAAGUAGUAAGUGUAAGUAGUAGGUGGAAGCUACUUGUAGGUAGGUCUAAGUAUUGCAUGAUGACAUUCGGGUUGAGAUUGGUAUCUGUUGAGGGUUUCUGUAAGUAGCAUCUGUAGAAUGUUUGAGCGUAGUAUCUAUUGAAGAUUCUACAGUAGAAUCUGGUUCAAGUUUGAAGAUAGUAUCAUAGUAUGAAUACUAUUGCUACCUCCAAUGCCACUACGUACUACUAUUUUAUCUAAGAAGGACUCGCUUGAUGUCUUUGAUACCUUGUGUAAGACUAUGAGAUUUUCUUUGGUAUCUGAAUCUAAAAACAUGAAAGGGUGUGUGUUGUCCUAGAAACAGAUUGAAGUUGACUUUCUAUGUCAAUGAUAGCAUAAGACAUACUACUCAUCUGGACUCACACAUUGUGAAGUGACGGAAACUGAAUCAACCUGAAAGUGGACCCUCAGGAAAUGAAAUUAAUUUGUGGGCGAUAAAAAACCACUUUUUCGAGAAUUCGCAAUUUAGGUCUCAAAUAUCGGAUGACCGUAAUGAUUGGGUCAUCAUUCUGGCUCUCUGCAUCCACCUUAUUUCCGCGCUCCUUCCUUUCAUUAUUCCCCACCUCCUCGUCACCCUUAUUCCCCAUCGCUUCGCCAUCUUUGCUCGCACCGCCCUCACCCUGCAUUUUCAUCAAGGUACUCCGCCAGAGCCUCGAUAUGGGCAUUCUGCGAGUUUAGUGGGUUCACGAGUAGUAUAUUUUGGCGGCAGAGGCAAGGACAAUACGCAUUUUCGAGAUUUGCAUGCGCUUGAUGUGAACGCAAUGACAUGGUACCAGAAAUUCGUCUUGAAAUGCCCGUUCGCAGGCACCAGUGCGCACUACUUAAUAGAGGUUAAUGACGUCAAUCUAGAAUCUAUUGAUGAAUUGAUGUUGUACAGAGCGAUCUUAUCUCAUACUGUACGACUUUAGUCUACAACCAUCUACCCACCUUUCAGGUAUCAGGGUCCAUCUUCAGGUGGUGCGCCAGCUGCGAGAAUGGGGCAUAGUUCGACGCUAUACGGCACUAAUCUACUCCUAUAUGGAGGCGUUUCCGGGCAAAAGUAAAAAUUUUUCUAAUUACAGUUUUACUUAGUGGUCUGGUAGACUCCAUUUUGGUGAUCGCCAUAAAUGUUGAAGUGAAUGACCACUCCGUCACUUAGUCUAGUAAUUCUAUCUUAGCACAACUGGUUAAGAAAAGACUUCUUCAGCCUAACAACCCGCCUCGAACACCUCCGACAAAUGAUCAAUCUUAUAAAAAUCCAGGUUUUUUUCGGGUCUCCACGUCCUAGAUUUGACAUCUAUGGCAUGGCGAACGCAAGAAACGACAGGGCCAGCACCGUCAGCACGCAUGGGGCACGAUGCCGUCCUGAUGGAUGCGCAACUCGUGAUUCAUGGCGGCUUCUUUCUUCCGCCAGCUAGCACAUUAGAGAAAACGGUAGUUACAAAUUGACAUAUUCGUCUUGUUCAUACCGAUUGUUGUGUAAUCUACUAAUCUCUGAUCAAAAUGCUACUAAUCUCUGAUCAACCUUACCCUUAACCAUCAAAAUCCUACUACACCCUCGUUAUUUUGUGAUCGACACGUUACUACUAGGAAGCGAUCGGGGACGCUCUCCAGCAAUGCUAUUUGAACGACUUUAGAGUGCUGAACUUGAAUACGUGGGAAUGGUCUCGGCUAAGGACCCACAAUACGCCAAUAUCAGCCAGAUUCGGGCACUCCCUAGUUCUCAGUGUUAAGGCCAUAGGUUCUGCGUUCGAUCAUUCAAACAACAUCAGCAUUUGCAGCAACCAAUAGAUGAAGUACUUGGUUUCUGCCGGGUAUGCUAGUGGAAUCUUAGAGUAGUAAUUUACAGGAAUAAGAGAUCGAUGGCGCUUCAUCCAGCAAUACUGUAGGUUGUUCUACGCAAUCGUUCAACAUGGCCUGUAGUGGCAAUCCGUCUUUCUAACAACAGUACUGAUCUGAUAGCAUUUGGGGGUUGGAACGGAGUUGACAAGAGCGAUUCCUGGGCAACGAAGGGCAAAGAAAGGUACUUUUCUAAUCGUUUCUAAGUACUACAGUAGGUAAGGCUUUCCACAUUGCAUCCUUCACUCCCAUCAUUCUUAGCUCCUUUUCAAGGGGAGAAGAGGCCAAGGACGUUCUGAAGAAUGGAACUCGGUAACCUUGAAAUGUAGAAGGACGGACACAGCUCGUGAACUGGUUGCACAUGUGAACCAUCUGGAUUCUGGAGGCCCAACCUAUGAAAACUCCUAAAAUUCAAGAAGACUGGCACUUCUAGAAUCUUAGAAGAUUUUACACAAACACAGACCACUAGAAGCAAGUGGAAGAGAGGAGCAGAGUAGUGAGAACUGUAUGAUCUUGCGGACUGCAGACAUGCACUGGUCACAACUAGUCUAUACCGGCACCGCACCUUGCCAUCGAUAUUUGCAUUCCUGUACGACGAUAUUAAGGCUUGGGAUAGUAGUAAGGUGUUAUAGAAUUAUUAGACUGCGUAAACACGUUCACGUAAGGUCGUAGGGUAUGCUAGGUUUUUUUUUGCGUGGUACAACUUGUAGUUGUAGAUGCAGUAUAUUACAUUUAAGGGAGUUUUUCACGUUGGCUGUAGAAGUGCCUCUAAUUUUUGGGCCGCAUCUGAUCGUUUUCGGAGGCUAUGAUGGCGGAAAACCACUUGCGGACCUCGUGGUUCUGAGAGAGACGACAGGGUGAGCCCUGUUGUUCGCUAAGGGGGUCCUUUUAGGUGUUGGGAGAAACGUACUCUUGAAUAAAUGCACUUCAAAAGCAGUUUCCAUUUCUUUGACACUCAAAAAGUACUUCUCUAUGUGGACGAGGCCUCGUUGUGACCUUGUACCUUGGGGCGACGACGUCUAGCUCUCGACUUGAGUAGAGUUUAACAAGUUUUCGUUCCUAAGACAAAGCGACGUUUCUAGUGACUAGAUAUUCCAAGACAAAGCGACGUGCUAGUUGAAUUAUAGCGUACACCUUAUAUAGCGUGAGUGACCUCUGCUCAACAGGAGAGGAGGCUGAAGUAUAGCGACAAGAAGCUAUGGAAAGAAUGGCAGCUGCACUGUAGAGACCCGAUUACAUGCGAUAAGAUAUGAUGACAUUGAAGUAAAUGUGCAGCAUGCAGAAGAGGACACUGAAAUGGUGUCAUACUCUUGG